Glossina fuscipes is the source of this 1608-nucleotide messenger RNA. RefSeq names its product RNA-binding protein lark (gene lark). Gene Ontology annotation, cellular component: cytosol. Gene Ontology annotation, molecular function: zinc ion binding; mRNA binding. Lineage: Eukaryota; Metazoa; Arthropoda; Insecta; Diptera; Glossinidae. The transcript is spliced from 3 exons. The coding region runs from base 372 to 1403 and encodes 343 amino acids. The record is from RefSeq and is a predicted model, not a curated record.
AAAUUUAGACGAAACGAAAGUAGAAUGGCCGGCUAUUUACGGUGUGUUGUGUAUGUGUGCACUUUUGGAAAUGUUCAAUCAACUUGAAAAUGAAUAUUUUUUCCUCCUCAAAUAUCUUUGAAUUUGUUGUAAACAGAUUUUUCCUAUUUUUACAUAUCUAUCAAAAUAUGAAACUUUUAAUUUACUUUAAGAAACGUCGAGGAAAGAAUAACGGCUGCCGGUGUUUGCGUUAAAACGAAACUAUAACGAGUGCGAACGCGUCGUUGCAAUUAACGUUAACGUCGUUUUGUAUAAUUUGAUUGAUAUAUACUCGUACAUUGUCGUUUGCUUUUUUGCGUGUGUAGUGUGUUCUAGUAUUGGCGCUCGCUGCUAUGCCUGGAGCCGGGACUUUUAAGCUAUUCAUCGGAAAUCUCGAUGAGAAAACUCAGACAUCUGAGUUACGGCCUCUAUUUGAGAAAUACGGUUCCGUGGUGGAAUGCGAUGUCGUUAAGAAUUAUGGAUUCGUGCACAUGGAGACGGAAGAGCAAGGCCGGGAAGCUAUACAGAAUCUCAACGGUUAUAUGUUGAAUGGCAACGGUAUUAAAGUGGAGGCGGCUAAAAGUCGUCGCGCACCAAAUACGCCUACAACGAAGAUAUUUGUGGGUAAUCUUACCGAUAAGACACGUGCUCCCGAAGUACGCGAAUUAUUUCAGAAAUACGGCACCGUUGUCGAAUGUGAUAUUGUGCGCAAUUAUGGUUUCGUGCAUCUCGACUGUAUUGGUGAUGUACAAGAUUGCAUUAAGGAACUCAACGGUCGUGUCGUAGAUGGUCAACCGCUUAAGGUACAAGUAUCGACAAGUCGUGUCCGUCCCAAACCGGGAAUGGGCGAUCCGGAGAAGUGUUAUCGUUGCGGACGUCCCGGCCACUGGUCGAAAGAAUGUCCGCGCUUAUAUGGCGGCAGUAUCGGAGAUCGUGGCAUGGGUCCGCCGGGCGCUUACAGAGAUCGUAUGUACGGACGUGAUCCUUAUCCACCACCGCCACCACCACCACCGUUUUUACGCGAUCGCAUUAUGGACGGCUUUAGGGAUUACGAUUACUAUGAUCGUAGGUUUGAUGAUACACGCGAAUUAUUUGAAAGGCGUUAUCAGAGUUCGCGAAUGCGCGAUUUUCCGCCGCCACCAUUAUCCAGGCGUGAGCCCAUGCCACUGCCACCGCCUUUAAGUAGCAGCUUACGAGGAGGAAGCCUAGCCAGAGGUUACGAUAGUAUGUUUAGUCGACGUUCACCGCCACCUCCUCGUAGCAGCAAUGGUAUGGGACGUUAUGGCUAUGAAGAUUUCAGUCGCGAUUCAUUUGACGAUCGUAUGAUAUCAUCGCGCGGAAUGCGGGGUCCUUCACCACCCGGCCGCCGUUAUGCACCGUACUGAGAUCAACUGUACGCCUCCCAUAAUAACUUGCGUCUUACAUUUGCCACUAGAGUUGAUGGUUACCGUCGUCGAGAUCCACUCGAUCGUUAUGAGCAUAUCAUAAAUGAUCAUGCUAACGAGGAAGAAGAAGAAACUAUCAUUACCACUCAGUUGGAAUGGCCUUCUUCUUCCAUCCACAACACUAGAUAUAGACACAAGAUUUAAA